Protopolystoma xenopodis is the source of this 438-nucleotide messenger RNA. NCBI's taxonomy places the organism in Eukaryota, Metazoa, Platyhelminthes, Monogenea, Polystomatidea, Polystomatidae. The record is from the annotation of a GenBank genome assembly.
AUGGAAAAUAGCUAUCAUGUCGGCAGAAGCCGACUCGUGAUCAACCAGGUUGGAAUAAGGUCGCCUUCAAAUGCAGUACUACCGCAUAUUGACAGUAUUCCUGCUCCAAACAGGCAACAUCUUGUGCCAAAUGACUGUCUCUUGUCUGGCCAUUUGGUUGUUCCUCCCAAGGGCUCAACGCUUGCGACGGUUACACAUGAUCAGAGCAGGUCGGAGAGUUGUCAUCUUGCCAGCUUUCCUAUUUCUGUGCACUUCUCUAUAUGCAGACGGGUGGGUUACCAGACAAACACACAAGCCCACAAUGGAGACACAACUCUGACUGUUGAAGCAUGUGAGCCAGCAUACAACCAUUGCGGACUUGUGCUUUGCAUUGUCAACUUUUGCUACAUCGACAAUUGCUUCGAGGGAGCCGAGCGCUGGGUUGGGCUUGUAGGUUGA